Motacilla alba alba is the source of this 11409-nucleotide messenger RNA. It is a transcript of the gene TBC1D8B, whose product is annotated as TBC1 domain family member 8B. Lineage: Eukaryota; Metazoa; Chordata; Aves; Passeriformes; Motacillidae. The transcript has 20 exons. Bases 1354 to 4437 code for a protein of 1027 amino acids. The record is from RefSeq and is a predicted model, not a curated record.
CAGCCCGGCCCGGGGAGUGCAGAGGGAGGCUGCCACGUAUGGGACGCGUUUUUGGCUUGAUCCUCUCACGUCGUUACUUAUUCUCAUCACCUCUGAGUGGUUAAAAAGCAUUUGCAAGCCUGAGCCUGACAGCAGAGUGUGGUUCCAGUUUUUCAGAAUAGAUCUAUGGACGCUUCCUAUUACACCUUCUGAUUGCCUGCUUUCUGCAGGAGCCCUUCAGAUGCCAAAGCCUUUGGGCACUGUUACAGUGACAGAGGCACAAUCUUUUCUUUUGAAAGGUGCAAGGAUAACUUGACACAGUUCAAGAUGGACUCCCAGGGUCAGCUUAUUCCAAAGUGUGCUGUAGGAAGGAAUAACAGUAGAUGCUUAUCCUAACAUUUCUGUUUACUUUGUCUUUGCAUGCAGGUUCACAGUCAUGGUCAGAGCUUCCUUGUAGCUGUUGCUCUUGUAGUAUGAGUUCUGUCUCUUUCUCAUGUUGUGUUACUAAUCAACAGGGAAUGGAAAAGUAAAUACAGAUUUGUUCUUGUAGCUUUAAUUUAAUGUAAUUGCAUGUCACUUUAAAAGGGCAGCCUUAAAGAAUUUGAGCAGUUUGUGAAUUGACAAAAAAUAACAUUUCAGGGCCACUUCUGAGAAAAUCAGACCUGGUGAUAGGCUAUCAAAAAAGUACCUUAAUAUGUAUGUUGGAAGUGUACUCCGGGGAAUUCUACUGCCGUCAGGUCAGCCCUUGGGAAAAUACAAAGGGUAAUCUUCAUUUCAGGACUGAAUUUAUGUAGAUUUUGUGCUGCAUAGAUAUGCUUUACAACAGAAAGCUGCAUAAUAUUAUUGUCCUAAUUGUGUUAGAUUGUUUCUUCUGUGAAGAAAUUCAAGGGAUGACACUUUAUUCCUACUAUUACAUAUUAAGGGUCUGAAAUGAUGGUCUUAAACCAUUUUAACAAUUACAAAAAGGUUUCAUUAUUUCUAGGUUACCUCUGUGCCUCUGAUUCACAUUGUGACUCAAAUAAUUGGCCUACAUGUGUAGUCUGAGAAAAAGAAUUACUUUUGAGAUGUAAUUGCUAUGUUAAUUACUCUUCAUAUAAUUUGUUAAGUGUAACUGCAAAUCCACCCAGUGUAAUGCAGUCUGACUAUUUAACUAUAUUUAGAACAAUUUCUAUUCAUUCACAGGGCCACUUUAAUUCUGUGGAGUCCAUUGAAAGUUGGUUAAUUGCCCUUUACAAAGUAAACUGAGAAAAAAGCAAUUGUUCAAGGUGUGUUCUUGCUUGAGGGUAUCAACAGUAUGUGAUCACUCUGCCUGCUUUGAUUGGAUCCAGCAGAGAAGAAAUAACAGAACAUUGGGAGUGGUUAGAACACAAUGUUAUGAAGACUUUAUCAGUGUUUGAUUCAAAUGAAGACAUUACAAGCUUUGUCCAGGGAAAGAUAAGAGGUUUGAUUGCUGAAGAGGGAAAAUAUUCUUUUGUAAGAGAAGAUGAUCCUGAGAAGUUUCGUGAAGGUCUUAUGAAGUUUGAGAAGUGCUUUGGAUUACCAGAGCAGGAGAAGUUGAUUACCUACUACUCGUGCAGUUACUGGAAGGGCAGAGUGCCUUGUCAAGGAUGGCUCUAUCUUAGUACCAACUUCCUUAGCUUCUACUCUUUUUUGCUUGGAGCAGAAAUAAAACUUAUUAUCUCCUGGGAUGAAAUAUCAAAACUUGAGAAAACUUCUAAUGUGAUUCUGACAGAGAGCAUUCAUGUGUGCUCCCAUGGGGAAGAUCAUUAUUUUUCAAUGUUUUUGCACAUUAGUGAAACAUUCCUGCUCAUGGAGCAGCUGGCAAACUAUGCAGUUAGAAGGCUUUUUGACAAGGAGACAUUUGAGAAUGAUCCUGUCCUUCACGACCCUCUGCAGAUCACCAAGAGAGGCUUGGAGAGCUAUGCCCACAGUAAGCAUUUUAGUGCAUUCUUCAGGCUACCUAAAGAAGAGUCCUUGAAGGAAGUUCAUGAGUGCUUCUUAUGGGUUCCUUUCAGUCAUUAUAACACCCAUGGGAAAAUGUGCAUUUCAGAAAACUACAUCUGCUUUGCUAGCCAGGAUGGCAGCCUGUGCAGUGUAAUCAUUCCACUGAGAGAGGUCACAGGGGUGGAUAAAGGAGAUCCAGCCAACAGAGGAGUCAGCAUUAGUACCAAAGGGAAAACAGCUUUUCGUUUCACAGAGGUGAGAGAUUUUGAACUGCUUGUGGCAAAACUCAGGAUGAAAUGCAAUGCAACUGCAAGUCCACAACACAUCAUAAGUACUGAGGUUGCAGCUGGUUCUGCCACUGACAGUCCAAAGGAUUUUGGUGCAGGACAGUCAAAGGUGGGCCAGAGAGAUAACAGCAAAACUGUCAGUACAGAAGCACUUAUGACUGUCUACCAUCCUCAGGAUGCUGAGAACCUUGACUCUAAAAUGUUGAAAGAAAAAAUGAAGGAACAGUCGUGGAACAUCCUGUUUGCAGAACGGGGCCAUGGGGUCAGUAUGUUUCGAACAAAGAAGACUCGAGACCUGGUUGUAAGAGGCAUCCCAGAGGCAUUAAGAGGAGAACUCUGGCUACUCUUCUCAGGUGCUGUAAAUGAUAUGGCAUCCAACCCUGGUUAUUACACUGAGCUGGUGGAGAAGUCCUUAGGAACGUGCACUUUGGCUACUGAUGAAAUUGAACGAGAUUUACGUCGCUCCUUACCUGAGCAUCCUGCUUUUCAAAGUGACACAGGAAUUUCUGCCCUCAGGAGAGUUCUUACAGCUUAUGCAUUCAGGAAUCCACAAAUUGGAUAUUGUCAGGCAAUGAAUAUUCUGACAUCAGUGCUUCUGCUGUAUGCUAAAGAGGAGGAAGCAUUCUGGCUUUUGGUUGCUGUGUGUGAAAGGAUGCUCCCUGAUUAUUUCAAUCGCCGAAUCAUUGGUGCCUUGGUAGAUCAGGCAGUGUUUGAGGAGCUCAUCAGGGUUCACCUGCCUCAGUUGACAGACCACAUGACGGACAUGACUUUUUUCUCCUCGGUCUCUCUCUCCUGGUUCCUUACCCUUUUUAUCAGUGUGCUGCCAAUUGAAUGUGCAGUCAAUGUGGUGGACUGUUUCUUCUAUGAUGGAAUAAAGGCAAUCUUGCAGCUGGGCCUUGCGGUGCUGGAAUACAACAUGGAGAAAUUGCUCACUUGUAAGGAUGAUGCAGAAGCAGUCACUGUUCUCAACAGAUUUUUUGACAGUGUCACUAACAAAGACAGUCCUUUACCUCCAGCUGUGCAGCAGGGCUCCAACCUCAGUGACACAAAGAGUGACCAUCCAAAAGUGGACAUCACUGAUCUGAUCCGAGAGUCAAAUGAAAGAUACGGUGAUAUUCGCUAUGAGGACGUUGAGAGCUUGCGCUGCAGGAACAGGCUUUAUGUGAUCCAGACCCUGGAAGCUACCACCAAGCAGAAUGUGCUACGGGUUGUGUCUCAAGAAGUAAAAUUCAGUCCUAGUGAUCUUGAAGAGCUUUAUGAAUUAUUCAAGAAGGAGCAUUUUCUUUCCUGUUACUGGAGUGUAAAUAGUCCUGUCCUGCAACACCAUGAUGCCAGCCUGCCCUACCUUGACCAGUACCGCAUUGAUUGCCAACAGUUCAGGGUUCUCUGCCAUCUCCUGAGCCCCUGGUCACACUGUGCAAACAGAGACUCUCUGGCUCUGUGGACAUUCCGACUGAUGGAUGAGAGUACCAACUGCCUUAUAAACUUCAAACAAUUUGCCUGUGUUCUUGAUACGAUGUAUAAUGGAAGCUUCACUGACAAACUCAAGUUUCUUUUCAAGUUGCACAUCCCUCCAGCUUUUACUGAAGUAGAAUCUCUAAGCCCUUCCAAAGGUGAUGAUCUUUCAAAAGAAGAACUGAUGCACUUCAGCCAACUCAGUGUUUCAUCUGUUGGGGAUCAUCUUGGAAGUGGUUCUUUGAAGAGCAGCCCAGAAAAAGGGAAGGGUAAGGUUGACAUUCAGGCAUAUCUGAAGCAAUGGCAAGAUGAACUUCUUAAAAAAGAAGAAACUGUCAAGGAUUUGCCAAGAAUGAGUCAGUCUCAGUUCAUCCAGUUCUCAAAAACUCUCUACAAUCUGUUCCAUGGGGAUCCUGAGGAGGAGCUCUUGUAUCGGGCUAUCGCGGUGGUCACCAGCCUCCUGCUGAAAAUGGAAGAAGUUGGCAGAAGGCUGCAGAGUCCCAUGUCACCUGUCAGAAGUCCAGUUGCUGUUACAGAAGUGGCUGCUGAAGUGCCCAGAGAGAGGCAGGAGGAAAGCAGCUCUGAGCAGACUGAAAGCAGUAGAGCACAGAGUUUGGAAGUAAACCAUGAAUGGUCUUUUGCCUUUGAACAGAUUCUGGCAUCCUUAUUAAAUGAGCCAGCCUUUGUGAGAUUUUUUGAAAAACCUCAUAACAUUAAAGCUAAAAUAGAGAGUGCUAAAAAUUUACAACUUAAAGCAAGAACCAGAGUGUAAUUUUCUUUACAUUUGACUCGGAAUUAAUCACAUAAAGUGCUUACAAAUGAAGGCUGUAACUAUGGAAAUCAAGUCUAGUGUUAACAUAGGAAAUGAAGUUUGAAGAAUUAGCUUCAAGUAUCAGAUUACUGGUAUGUAAUGUAAAUAAAAAUAGUUUGAAGCACAGUCACUUUCUUGCAUUGUUCAUAAGUUUCACUCCAAAAUAGGGACUGAAUAAUGAACUGCCUUUACCAUGUUAUUAAAACAUGCAGCAUUGCUUGGAGAUACUGGAUGUGUACCUGUUGCAAACCUGUCUGAAUCACUGUUAGAAUAGGUGUUCUCCAGGUUCUUUUCUAUUACUGUGAUAAAAGGAAUGUCAUUUUCACUUUAAAGGAGUGUCAACAGCUUGGAGGUUGUCUUCCACAUUAAUUAGUUAUUUCCAAAUUGCUUGUGGACUGGGGCCAAAGCAAAGUGAAAACUAAGAACAGAGGCUGUGGUAGCAUGACAGGACCAUGAGAUUAGAAAAGGAAGUUGCCCUGCUCACAAUUCCUCUGCUUUGAUGUUAGCCAUGGGUCUGGACUCUAGCACAUUCCAGCCCCUCUUUCUCAUUUUCAUGCCAAUCCUCCUACAAUGAAAAGGUGAAAAGGAUGGAAGCUUAUUUGGUCAUCCAGGCUGCACAAGGAUGCAGAAACUGAUUGUUUAAAUUCAAGGGAAAGUGGAGGCGAAAUCUGUCUGACCACAUGGUGGUUGUAGUUUAUCUGGCAAAAGGAGACAUUGUUGGCAUCUUAGGGGCAUGUUGAUGAAAUGUGGAGUUUUGCUGGUGUUUGGAAAGCCCAAGCACAGGCCAUCUGUGGCUGAGUGUUGACUGUUGAGCUGCUUAGGGACAGAUUGCAGUUGCUUCUUUGCCUACCCUGAGCCCAUAUCUCAACCCAGUAAUUACUAUUGCUUUUCUAUGGCACUCUGGAUUGUUGCUGCUGUAAUAUUUUCCAUCUGUCAGGAUUCAAGGCAACAACAAGAUCCCCUUGAAUCUGACUUGAAGUGUUUAAUAUAUAAAAUAUGAUAUAGUAGAGAUCCUGUAGAGGAAAGCUCUGUCAGUGUAAAGCUGAGUAAUGUUGGCCUUGAAUCUUUGGUAGCUGGUGCUAGAAGGAACUUAGAGAAGGAGGGUAAGAGCUUGUAUUUUAACAACAACAGCAAAGUAAGUGGAGAGUCUUGCUAAACUAGUUUAAAACAUCUGUUUCCAAAGCCUGUAUGACAAUCUUUCUCUGCAGAGCAGCAUUAUUUUUAUACUGUGCAUGUUUUUUUAAAGAAGCAGAAUGGGGAUGGUAUAUUUUGGAGGCUUUUUGUGCAAUACUAGUCUGAAUGAAGAAUAAAACAAAUUUCUGACUUGUGUUACAGGCACUUUGUGAAAUGCCAUCAUUGGAGUUGGUGUUAAAUUUAUGAAUUAUGUCUUACACUCUCCUCAAUGCUCUCAGGUAUUAUAAAUACAGUUAAAUAGUAUAAAGUAUAAAUGAAUAUAAAAUAAAGUUUUACUGAAGAAGUCCAAAAGCUGUAUCAUAUAUGUGGAGAAUGAGGAAGCUUUUUUCAGAAGCCUUCACAAAGUGAUUGCAGUUGAUACAAUAUACUGCUGAUUUAUAUUUUUAUGUAUAAAAUAAAAAACCCUAAUUUAUCCAUUUAUGUGGAUAUGGAUAGGGCCACACCGUAUUACUUUUUAAAAAUGUUUUCACAAAGUUGUUCAGAAAUACAAAGCAGAUGAUGUUUUUCUAGUCCAGGAUGUACCCAGAUAAGGUUUGAUCAGUGAGUAAUUCUGCAGAUAGUCAUGAUGAAAUUAAUGGAACCUCAUCAGAAGAGGUACAGCUGCCCAUACCAAAAGCUUUUGUAGGUUUAUGAGAGAUACUGUUUAUGUCAAGUAGUCAAAGCUGUAAACUAUUUGCUAAUCAAAGUAAAAGAGAUACGAAAGUCUUAAAACUUAAGGACUUUUUUGAUUGAGAGCCAAGAUGUGAAGAUCUAAGUGCAGAAGAAGGUGAAGGAACUUGCAAAGUACAACAACCUUCUGUUACCUGGUUGUAAAAAGGUGCUCAGUCUGUACAAUGCCCUUUUCUGUUAGUCCCCACCCAAGAGACUGUAGAGCCUUUGCCAGCUGGGUAGUAGCUCUUGUCAGAGGUCAUAUCCAUGUAUGAAGAGCAUAUAUAUCAAAUUUAAGGCAAUGAUGAAGGGGGGAACACUAACUUUUAUUAACUGCAUGGAUUUUUUUUUGUUAAAUUUCUUUCUGUUUUUUCCCAAAAGAGGUGGUGUCUUUAAAUUGUUCCUGUAAUACACCUGCAGGCUGAUCCACGAGGACUAGUCACAGUGACCAGGCAUCCAGUCUCAGCAGAAUGGAAGGUGGAGUGAGGUCACUUCCAGUAGGCUGGCAGCACUCGGGCAAUGGCCCAGCUGGCAGGUUCUUCCUUUUGGAACCUCUGGAUCAUGGGCUGAUUGUUUGGGGAGAGGUGUAGCAAGUGCCAGUGAUUUCCAAGGAGUGUCCACCCAGGGGUGUAUUUGCUGAGCUAGUACCUCAGUGCACCAUAAGCUAAGCUCUGACAGAGGAACUCUGGAGUUAGUGUCUAGCUUCUUUCCUUCCCUUUCCUAUUCACCUCCUUCCAUCCCUAUUCCAGACAGGCUGGCUAGCAAAUAGAUGCAGGUUUGGCUGGGACUGGUGGAACUAGAACAACAGCAGCUCAUUCCCUUCCUUCACUCCUGGAGAGUGAUGCCCUGACUUCAGACCCCUGCACAGUCAGAGAUCUCUGUGCUGUGCUGCUUCUUGGCCAGGUGAAGCUGGUGAUACAGAGAUGGCCCCAGACUCCCUUCACAUCACCUGAGGGUGCUAGGUGUGCCCAUGAACAGGAAGCAGCUUGGUUUAGUGAAUUCUGUUGUGUCAUUUCACUCACCUGUGUUACUUUUUUUUUCUGUAAGCUUCCAUGAAGUUUUCUGCCUUUAUUUUCAGGUUCAGUCAUAGGAAAUAAAUGAAGGUGCAUCAUUCAGUACAAACUAGACAGCUGUAGAUUGCUACAACUACUGCUGUGUUUGUCCAGUUUGACAAUUGCAGUGCCUGCUGCAGUGUGACUUGGCAGCUGUGUCAUGGUCACCCUGCAACACUGGCAGUGGCUGUGGGGGACACUGCACAGUCCCUCCUUGUGGCUGGGCCGUUGUUGCUGUGUGCCAAGAUGACUUUUGUCAGAGCUAAUCAGUAGCCUGGGGACACAGCCAGCGGAGCUGGGACGUUCCUGGUCUUGCCAUAAGGAAUGUGCUGCUCUGGAGCCUGACUGCUCCCUGAGCUCUGGGUAACCAGUGACAGCCCUGACCCCCACAAGGAACUGGAUGCUUGGCCUCUGCGUGCCCAGCUCAGGGCUUGGGCAGGUGAGGGGAGGGAAUAGCUCAAAUAAUAAAAAUACCAGCUCUUUCCACCAUGGGGGACAACUGAUGGUAAUUAAACCGGUAGCAUUUUCCAAGACAUUGAAGUGGCUGCUGCCAUGUGAUACAGAAUAAUCACUUUCUGUUUCCAUCCAUUUCUAAAACAAGCCACUUGUUCAUCACUCUAAUGGCUAAAUAAUAAUGUAAUUAUAGAAGAGUUUGCUACCAUAGUGACUAAGAAAUAGCUGUGUGUUGAUUUUAUCAGAAGUUUCUCAUCCAAUUGUACCAUACAAGGUUCUUGAUUGUGAUUGCUGUUGUUAUCUGGACUAAAACAGAAGGAAAUACUGAUUUGUUUCCUGAAAAAUAGGUUAUUUUGUCUUUUUUGCUAUAGCUUUGUCACUUUACCAAGAUGGCAGCACAUGUUUGUGUUGACAGAUUGGCUUUUAUACAAUGUAUUGUAUGCAGAGGUACUGUAAGACAAAUGGGGUGUUAAAUAAAAUAUUGUUUCCCUUAAGUAAAAAACCCCUGUGUUUGAAGCAUUAUUAUUUCCUGUGAUGGCCUGCUGUGGAAGUUCCUUCAAGAGUGAUGCUCAUGUUGAAGCCACCUUUAGUCAGUGCUUUGCAAAACAAGGAGCAAGCCAAAGCCCCUGCUGGGACAGCAGCCUCCCAGAAGAGGAGGAAAAAUGGAGACCUAGAUUUUGAAGCCCGAGCUGGCUUCAGUGCUGAGCCGCUGCGUACUGGCACUUGCUUUUUCCAUCCAAAUUCAAACACAGUGUGCAGACCCUGAUGCCUUGUUCUUUCUAAUUCAUGUGCUGCUCCUAUUGCCUCUGGCACUGGUCACGGAAAUCCCAGUCCUUGUCCUGAGCCCUGUCCCUUCAGCUGUCCAUGCACAUGGACACAAUGGCUGCUGCUCUUGUCUCUCCUGGAGUGUAGGGAUCAGAUCCCUAACAGACCCACACCACCCAGGGAAUAACAAGAGUACAUAGUGUGUAAGAGGUCCUACAAGUAUUAUUUUAUUUCUUCUUAAUUUUUUUUAAAUACUAUGUACAAUCUGUUUAAAGCUUGUCAAAAUGCAUGGGCUCCCAUUCAAUGGAGCUGUGCAGGGACAUAGAUUCAAAACAAGAAUAAAAUCUUUACUGUUCAUCUUCAUAAGACACUUACUUUUUCCCAUUACAAAAUACUUUUAAGAAUAGUAACAUUUAUAAAUGUAUUUAUAUUCAACAUCAUAUAAAAUAAACCAAGAUUUAUACUCAAUUCUAGAAUUUUUCUUAUUUUCUUUUUUUUUCUCGCAUCGACUAUAUACAAUAUAUACAGUAACUUCUCAUUGUAUUUGUCAAAUCAGCCUGAUUAUACCCACCAGGCUUUAGCUUAUAUGUACAAAUAUGCUAAAAGUGCAAGACUUUAUUAUUUAAAGCUGCCUGUGUUUUCAGAGGUCUGGAAUUGUGUGGCCUAUAUAUAUUUAUAUAUAGAUAUACAUCUGCAUACAUAUAAGUGUAUAUUAAAAUAUGUAUAUCUAUAUAUAUAGUUAUGGUAUAUAGGUACUUGUGUACUAGAAAACCUCAGAACAUUUAUGACUGAUAGGUCAACACCGACACUGGAGGCCAACCCUGCUGCCAUCAGUCACGUCCCUGCCCUCUGCUCAUCACCAAGUCACACUUAUGUUUCCUUGUAGGAGGCUGGGGGGGCAUGAACCAAACCCACCAGCAACCCUCAAUUCCAAAUGAGUCAUAAAAGCACAGGUCAUAGCUAACACCGAGGUAAACAAAUACAAAUCAACCUGAAUAAAGAGAUCUUUUAUCCAUCUAUUUUUUUGAGAGUGACAAUAUAAGGCAAAACCCCCCUGGCCCUGAUUCAGCCUUGCCCUUGGCUGGAGGCAGACUGAGCAAAGACCAAGCAAGCCCCAGAAAGGGUCGGUGGGAUUUUGUCCUUUGGAAUAUGUUGAGAAAACAAGGCCCUACCCAUGAGGCAGUGCCUGGGACUGUGCAGCCCCCACCCACCAGCAGCGAGGCCAGCGGCUGGGGGGGCUCUGAGAAUAAGGGGGGCACAUGAUAAAGUGCAUUUUUAGGUCUCUGGUUUUAGCGAGGCUGGUCUAACACGUAAACAUCCUCACCAAGCUCCUGUGCUCCUCGCCGGGAGCUGGGAGCAGGGGCUGUGCCCCCAGCCCUCUGUCCCUGCAGCCCAGGGCUGCCCUCAGCAGGGCUGUGCCCAGGGCACGGCCCUAUCUGGCACACCCACUGCCCCCACCUCCCCCAGAACCCCUUCCCAACCCUAUUUUUUUUUUUUUUUUUUUGGACUCACUGCCAAAGCCACGGCAAUGGCUCUGCCUCAGCUACCUACCAAGCCCUGUUAAAAAACACACCCCUCAAGACCCUGACCCCAACCACCACCACCUCUGAGAUCUAUGAUUGCCACCUGCCACGGCUGGGCUGUGUGGUGGUGGGACACUGCAGACCAGCCAUGGGGAUGUCUCGGGGUGAUGCAGGUUUAAUGGGGAAGCCAGGGAAAUCACAGCCUUUCCCUCCAGCCAGCCCUCCUGUGCCACAAACUGUGCAAUGUUGGAGCCCUAACACAGAUAUAUGUUUGCCUCCCCUCUAAUGUUAUGUGCCAAGGCUAUGGUGGAAAAAAAUCCCACAAACAACUCCCAAAAAUACAACCCCCUCCUACUGCAUCCUCAUGAGCAACCCGGCUGCCUUAGAAUGGGGAAAAGGAGACCCUAAAACUAAUAGUGCUUUGAAAACAAAUGUUUCUACCCUGAAGGCUCUGUGCUGGCCCUUCUUGCAGAACAAACCUGCAGAGCAGGAAAGCCCCAGGUGUUAAUAUUUCAGCCCCAGAUUGCCCCAAAGGCAGGUGUUCCAAAUCCCACUACCAGCAGUGAGAUGGCCCUGCAUGGCUCUGCUGCAGCCACGGUUUCUUAUCCUGGUUUGAAAUGGAGGGGCUGGCUCAGACUGUGUCCAAGAGCAGCUGCUCAGCUGCCCAGCACCCAGGGGCUGCACGGGCUGUGUGAGCCCAGGCAGGGUCUGUGCUGACAAGGCACGAGCCCCAGCAGUAGACCCCAGGCUGUCGGGCAUCUCGCUGCCUCCCUUCCGUGGCCAGCCACGUUCCCCAGAAUGCUGCAUGUGGCCAGCUCUGCAACCCAGGAUCCAUCGUGGCUGGGAGCCCCGGGAGCUGUGCAUUCAACGUCCCAGUCAAAGCUAACCCGUGCAGCUGCUUGUGCCCAAGGGAGGGGACCCAUGAAUAGCCAGGGGUUGGCACAGCUUUUGUUCACAAAUCCACCUCUGCCCUGGUCAAAACACCAAAGCACCCUAGGGCCUCGCACCAGUCCCUGAAAGCUCCUGGCUGAGCCCAGCUCCAGCAGCCUAUCCUCCCACUGCCACUCCCCCCGGCAGUGUGGCACAGCAAAACCCCAUCCCCUUCCUCAGGAGGGACUGCUGGGAACAGCCCCUGGUGCACCAGGGCUGCAGGAGCCCUGCUGUGCCCUUUUCUUUAAACACAGGGCUACGGGCAGCUGCUUGUGCCACAAGCUGCUCCACCAGUAACGUCAGGAACACCAGCUGCUGCAGCGCUGCAAGGGGCCCAGAAAGAGGCUUGCAGAAGGAAAAGAAGGAAA